This is a messenger RNA of Schistosoma rodhaini, 1802 nucleotides long. NCBI's taxonomy places the organism in Eukaryota, Metazoa, Platyhelminthes, Trematoda, Strigeidida, Schistosomatidae. The record is from the annotation of a GenBank genome assembly.
UAUUAUUAUUAUUAUUAUUAUCCAUUCAUUCAUUCCGUUACUAUCAUUUGUACUAUUCAUUCUAUUCAUUGAUACUAUAGUGAUUAUUUGUGAAAAACAGAGUAGUAACAAAGACAAUAAUAACUCUGAUACAUAAAUAUUAUGUUUAUUAUUAUUAUUUAUAUUCGUUUAUUAUAUUUAUUAAUGUAUGGAUUAUUAGUAUUCAAUUAUCCAAUGAAUUAUGUUCCAACAGAAAUGUGGAAACCUGGUUGUAUCCCAAAUAAUUUACCAAUUUUAAAUAGUUACCAAGCUAAAAAUCCUAUAUAUAAUAAAGAAUAUAAAUUAACAGAUGAAUUAAAAGAUAAAAGUUUAAAAAAAUAUCAUUUAGAUAUGGAGGAUGAAUAUACUAUACCGGAAUUACCUAGAUUAGCUGUGAAAUAUUAUGAAAAUGAUUAUAAUGAUGAUGUUAUAAUACAUUUUGAUAGUGAAAAUAACAAUCAUAAGAAAGAUAAUAAUAAUAAUAAUAACAUUAAUAAUAAUAAUAAUCUCAUACAUUAUUACUAUCAUCAUCAUCAGCAUGAUAAAUACAGAAAACGAACGGAUAAACCUCAAAGUCAAUCAUCUUCCAAAUCUAGACUUCUUUAUGGAUCAAGUUUAAUGCCAACAGUUGCUGUACCAGUUUCAAUUCCAGUACAAGCACAAAUUCCUGUUUCAAUGCCUGUAUCACAACCGAUGCUAAGUCAUUAUUAUGGUGUUAGUGGACAUACAUAUAUACCUCCACAAUAUUCAUUUGGAUUUCCAUUUGGUGGUCAUUAUGCUACAGGACCUAGUAUGAUACCUCAGCAACCAAUAAUACCACAACAACCAGUAAUACCACAACAACCAGUAAUACCACAACAACCAGUAAUACCACAACAACCGGUAAUACCACAACAACCGGCAAUACCACAACAACCAACUCCAAUAGCUCCACAAUUACCACCUACAGUACCUCAGCAGCAACCACCUGCAGCAACUCCACAACAACCCCCUGAAGUGAGUCCACAACAACCACCUGCAGCAACUCCACAACAGCCACCUGCAGUAAGUCCACAACAACCACCUGCAGUAACUCCACAAAAGCCUGAAAUACCAUUUCCGUUCCCUAGUCCAUCGGUUAAACAAACUCAAGUACAAAGUCAAAUACCUUUACAACCAAAAGUAUCAUCAGUUUCUCAAAUGCAACAACUACAGUUACUUCAACAACAACAACAAUUGUUACAAACUCAACAACAAAAACCACAUGUUACAGUGAAACACGUGAUAAUGCCACAACAUAUAAAAGUAUUCAUUAAGAGUCCAAAUGUUAGACCCAGGUUUAUUAAACGAUAUUAUUAUUAAAGUUUAAAUAUUAAUGAUAAGAAUAAUAAUAAUUAUCAUUAUUACCAUUAUUAUUAUUUACUGUUUUCUCUGAAUUAUUAACUAACGGACUGGUUAACAUUCACAGAAUUGGUAGGUAUCAAUGUUAAGGUUAAACUUGAUAGGUUUUUUCAAAUAAAUAUAAUAUUUCUUAUAUAUUUCAAUGGAUAGAAAAUUGUAAGGCACGUUAAUCUGAAUAAGUGACUUAUAUCAAGUUACGAAACGUCAGAAAUACAAUUAUUUUCUGCUCAUUGGGAUAUAUUCAUUAUUCACAGCUAUGCUUAUUAACACAUCACUUAGUUUCUUAUUGGGAUAAAUAAAUAAAUCAAAGAGAAUAAAGGAUCCCAGUUCAGAUAGAAGCUUAGAAAAAUAAAAUAAACAUAUUAAUAUAAUUCUUAUUUUUACUUACUUACGUCUGUUGCCCC